Messenger RNA from Neopsephotus bourkii (Bourke's parrot), 4348 nucleotides. RefSeq names its product leucine rich repeats and immunoglobulin like domains 3 (gene LRIG3). NCBI's taxonomy places the organism in Eukaryota, Metazoa, Chordata, Aves, Psittaciformes, Psittacidae. Gene Ontology annotation, molecular function: protein binding. The record is from RefSeq and is a predicted model, not a curated record. Bases 295 to 3372 code for a protein of 1025 amino acids. The transcript has 19 exons.
GGCUGCGACGGGGCGGGCCGUGCUCGGGGCUCCCCCGGCCGCUCGGAGGCGGGCUGAGGCGGCGGAAAGUUUGCGGAGUGGCUGGCGGCCGGCGGUGCUGUGGCCCCCUGCCGCUGUCUCCCUUUACUUUUCUCCUACAUCCCCCUCUCCCACCGCCUUCCCCCUUUGGCGGCGGCUCUGGGGCAUGAGCGGGAGCUGCCACCCGCGCUGAGAGGCGGGAGGUCUCGCCGCGCCCGGGUCUGUCAGUGCGGGAACCCCAGGGACGGGAGCGCGGGCAGCGGCUCUGAGCCCGCCAUGCCCCGCCAACUCCGCGGGGUGUUCGCUGCGCUCCUCCUGUUGCUGCUGCUUCUACUGGGGGACCACGCCGCCGCCCGCUGCCCCGCGCCCUGCCGCUGCGCCGGUCACCUCGUCGCCUGCAGCCGCCUGGAGCUGGGAGGGCUGCCCGAGCGGUUGCCGCGAUGGGCGGUGCAACUGGACUUAAGUCACAACAAAUUAUCUUCAAUCAAGACCAGUCUCUUGGAUCACCUUCAUAGUCUUCAGGAAGUGAAGUUGAACAACAAUGAACUGGAGAUCAUUCCAGAUCUGGGACGAGUCUCUGCAAAUAUAACGGUUUUGUCUCUGACCAGCAACAAGAUUGCCAACAUCUUGUCUGAACACUUGAAGCCAUUUCAGAGUCUAGAAACUUUGGACUUGAGCAACAAUAACAUAUCAGAGCUAAAAAUAUCAUCAUUUCCAUCGUUACAGCUCAAGUAUCUGUACAUUAACAGUAACCGAAUAACCUCCAUGGAGCCUGGUACCUUUGACAAUUUGUCUACUACACUUCAAGUAUUGAAACUGAACAGGAACAAAAUUUCAGCAAUCCCUCAAAAGAUGUUUAAACUCUCCCAUCUGCAGCACCUGGAGUUGAAUCGCAACAAAAUUAAAAAAAUAGAUGGGCUUACUUUCCAAGGACUUCCAGCAUUGAAAUCGUUAAAACUGCAGAGAAAUGGGGUUACUAGGCUCAUGGAUGGCGCUUUCUGGGGAUUGACCAACAUGGAAGUCUUGCAGCUGGACCAUAAUAACCUAACAGAGAUAACCAAAGGCUGGCUUUAUGGCUUGCUGAUGCUGCAGCAACUCCAUCUCAGCCAAAAUGCCAUCAGCAGGAUCAGUCCUGAUGCCUGGGAAUUUUGCCAAAAACUCAGUGAGCUAGAUUUGAUGUUCAAUCACUUAUCAAGGUUAGAUGAUUCAAGCUUCGUUGGUUUAAGUGUGCUGGUUGGACUGUACAUUGGAAACAACAAAGUAAAUUACAUUGCUGAUUGUGCCUUCAGGGGACUUUCCAGUCUACAGACUUUGGAUCUGAAAAACAAUGAAAUAUCAUGGACUAUUGAAGAUAUGAAUGGUGCCUUCUCUGGCCUAGAUAAACUUAGGAAGCUGGUACUCCAAGGAAACAGGAUUAGAUCCAUUACAAAGAAAGCAUUUUCUGGUUUGGAUGCGCUUGAACACCUAGAUCUAAGUAACAAUGCAAUUAUGUCAGUUCAAGGAAAUGCAUUUUCACAAAUGAAGAAACUCAAAGAAUUGCACUUGAACACAUCGAGUCUCUUGUGUGACUGCCAGUUAAAAUGGCUACCACAGUGGAUGUCAGAGAACAACUUUCAGAGCUUUGUAAAUGCCAGUUGUGCCCAUCCUCAGUUGCUAAAAGGGAGAAGUAUUUUUACUGUCAGCCUGGAUGGGUUUGUCUGUGAUGACUUUCCUAAACCACAGAUCACUGUCCAGCCAGAAACCCAGUCGGCAAUCAAAGGCUCCAAUUUGAGUUUUGUAUGUUCAGCAGCCAGCAGCAGUGAUUCCCCAAUGACUUUUGCAUGGAAGAAGGACAAUGAAUUACUACAAGAUGCUGAAAUGGAGAAUUAUGCACACCUCCGGGCACAGGGUGGUGAAGUGAUGGAAUACACUACCAUCCUUCGACUGCGCAAUGUUGAAUUUAGUAAUGAAGGGAAAUACCAGUGUGUUAUUUCAAAUCAUUUUGGUUCAUCCUACUCUGUCAAAGCCAAACUUACAGUAAACAUGCUGCCUUCAUUUACGAAGAUCCCCAUGGACUUAACCAUUCGUGCUGGGGCAAUGGCACGUUUGGAAUGUGCUGCAGUUGGGCAUCCUGUCCCACAGAUUGCUUGGCAGAAAGAUGGUGGAACAGAUUUUCCUGCGGCACGCAAGAGGCGCAUGCAUGUCAUGCCUGAAGAUGAUGUAUUCUUUAUUGUUGAUGUCAAGAUUGAGGACACAGGUGUUUAUAGCUGUACAGCUCAAAACACUGCUGGAAGCAUUUCAGCUAAUGCAACAUUAACAGUACUAGAAACUCCAUCAUUUUUGCGGCCUUUGCUGGAUCGAACUGUAACAAAAGGUGAAACUGCAGUUUUGCAGUGUAUUGCUGGGGGUAGCCCUCCACCCCGAUUGAACUGGACUAAGGAUGACAGCCCUCUUGUGGUAACAGAAAGACAUUUCUUUGCUGCGGGCAAUCAGUUGCUAAUUAUUGUGGAUACAGAUGUAGAAGAUGCUGGGAAAUAUACUUGUGAAAUGUCUAAUACGCUUGGAACGGAACGAGGCAACAUCCGCCUUAAUGUAAUUCCUACUCCCACCUGUGAUUCUCCUCAAAACAUUGCCCCAUCACUUGAUGAUGAUGGAUGGGCCACAGUGGGCAUUGUGAUCAUAGCUGUGGUUUGCUGUGUGGUGGGCACUUCCUUGGUGUGGGUGGUCAUCAUCUACCACACCAGACGGAGAAAUGAAGAUUGCAGCAUCACAAAUACAGAUGAAACAAAUUUGCCUGCUGACAUUCCAAGUUACCUGUCAUCCCAGGGAACACUGGCCGAAAGGCAAGACGGAUAUGGUUCAUCUGAAAAUAGCAGUCAUCAUCAGUUCCUCACGUCUUCUGUGGGAGGAUAUUUCUUGCAGCAGAGGGACAGUAAUGGCAUUUGCCACCUGGAUAAUGGCAGUGAAACAGACUUGGAGGGUGUUGCAGAUCCGUUCCUAUGCCACUAUCUGGGGACUUCAGGGACCUUGUAUUUAAAAGGAAACACAUACGGCUCUGAGGCCUUUGAAGCAUACAGUGCAAGUUGCAGCCCUGACCAAAGAACAGCAUGCCUGGACCCUUAUGAGUCUGGAUAUUUAAAGAAAAAGGAAUGCUAUCAAUACUCACCUCCCCUGGAAGAUCCCUUUGACCAGUGUGUUGGCAUUAUUGGGAUGCAAGCUACAAGUAGCAGAUUGAUUAACUCCAUUUAUACUCAAAAUGAAGGAACUGGACUAAAAAGCAGAAGUCUGAACUCAGACACAUUUGAUUUCAACAGAAGUUUGGAACCCUCAUCUAUUAUCAGUAACAGCACUUUCAUGGACAGGAUUCAUUUGUAGCUUUGGUGCUGUGAGGAACAUAUUUUCAUACUGUGUCAGGAGCCAAGCUGCUCUGUAAAUCCUUGAUGCAAAUAUGGACUUUGUCCAAAUUCUGUCCAAGUCCAUUUUUAGUAACUUCUCAAAUUAGUUUUACUUGAAAUCUUUGCUUCUAGCAACUAAGCAAAACUAGAAUUACCGCUUUUUGGGUGUAAAAUUUAUUAACAACUGUAGUGUUAAGGUAUUAAAUAAAAUCAGAGUUCUUCAAAAUCAGCCUGUACCACAUUGUCUUCUGAAAACAAGUCUUUUGAGGGUCAUUUACAGACACUAUGACUUGUGACAGCCAUAUCUUUCUUCAUUGAAAAAAGAGAAGGCCCUUCAUACAGAGGUGUUGACACUCACACCUUCCCAGUGGUAAAGAGUGACAGGCACUCUAAUUAUUUUCUGGCUAGUGAAUCCAUAUCAUUAUUAAUAAAGGUUCAACUGAUAUGCCAGUUUUUCUUUGAGCUACAUCUGUUCUAGCCAGUUAUGGGCAAAGAGAUGAUGAACAGGUGUGAACGGAGAUUUUGACUGGUGGGACUUUUUAUUAUUAAUGGGAGAUGCUAGCCAUUAAAAGAUGGUUGUAGCAUUCGUGUUGCACAGUGGGAGGAUGUUGUAUAAUCCUACACAUGUUGAGGUUAUAUUUUUUUAAUAUAUCUUUUUAUUUUUGCUGAACUGCAUGGCAGAUUUCAUGUGCCAUUUAUUCACUGAAGAACAAAACAGGGAGACUGUUGUGACUUUUGCAUUAAAAAGUGCCUUGUGAUAGAUAUGUGUGCAGUUUGGUUGGUGUGCUCACCUUCUAUCUCACCACCCUUCCCAAAGACAAAUGGGAAUGGAAUAGUCAUGAAAACAACUGUAAUAAAGUUAUGAGUGGCUAUACAUUUACUUUGGAAAUGUUUUUAAUGUCUCAGGUGUCAUAACCUUGCCAUAUGCUUGUGAUUCCAUGGAUGUUUUCUUUUAA